CAAACACAGUGCGCAUGCGCAGGAUUUAGCUGGACUAGUUAGCAGCUCGGGCCCGGUGUUUGUUUGUUUAUUUGUUUAUUUGUUAAACACGGUAACGGGAUGGCAACAGAAGCGAAACGACACAAGGUGUCUGAUGACUCCGAGCUCAGUCCUCUGCAGAACUUUCUCCAGUGGUGUGACAGAGUCCACCUGGUGCUGAGCAGUAAGGUGUGUGUGAGCAAAGAGGGAACGGUGGCAGAGUACGGCAUGUUGGCGAAGGACGACAUAGACGAGGGCGAGGUUUUGUUCACCAUCCCCAGAUCGGCUCUUCUCCACCAGGGGACAACCAAGAUCUCCGCCCUGCUGGAGAAAGAGGGGUCGUCUCUGGAGAGUCCGUCCGGCUGGGUUCCCCUGCUGCUGUCCCUGCUGUAUGAGUACACGUCCUCUGGGUCCCACUGGAAGCCCUACCUGUCUCUGUGGACUGACUUCAAGACGCUGGACCACCCCAUGUUCUGGUCUAAAGAGGAGAGAGACCGGCUGCUGAGGGGAACAGGCAUCCCGGAGGCGGUGGAUAAAGACCUGGCUAACAUCCAGAGGGAAUACAAAGACGUGGUGCUUCCCUUCAUCGCCAAGCAUCCUGAUCUGUGGAACCCCGACACACACACGCUGGAUCUGUACACACAGCUGGUGGCCUUUGUCAUGGCCUACAGUUUCCAGGAGCCACAGGAAGAGGACGACGACGAAGAGGACGAGGAGGACGAGGAGCAGGAGGCUCCUAACCCACCGAUGAUGGUUCCCAUGGCAGACAUGCUCAACCACGUGUCCAAUCACAACGCCAACCUGGAGUUCACACCGGACAGUUUGAAGAUGGUCUGCGUGCGUCCCAUCCGUAAAGGCGAGGAGGUGUUCAACACCUACGGACAAAUGGCCAACUGGCAGCUGCUGCACAUGUACGGCUUCGUGGAGCCGUAUCAAAGCAACAGCAACGACACAGCCGAUAUCCCCAUCGGCAACUUGUACGAGAUCGCCACGCAAGGUAUUCAGUCUGACUUGGACCGGCAGCUGCUGGAGGAGCAGUGGGAGAUGGCGUGUGAGAUACUGCAAGAGAAAGCCGCCUUCGUCUUCGGCAAACAGGGCUGCCUCACCGACACCGAGCUACACACCGUGCUCAAGGUGAUAAGCAUGUCAGACAAGGAGUUCUCAGAGUUCAAGGAUAACGAAGGAUGGGAGGAAGAUGAAGAGGAUGACGAGAAGAUCUCCUUGGCGUUCUCUAACGAGGGUCUUCCCGGAUUAAAAGCUUCGUGGAAAGGGUUGAUCCGCGAAACGGCCCGUCUUACCGUGAGGUCCUACAGAGGCGGAGGCGAGGGAGAGAAGAUGGAGGAUGUGGACGUCGACCGGGCGCUGAUAGAGGACGAGGCGGCGCUCGCAGCACUGAGCAGCAGGCAGCAGAGGGCGCUGCAAGUACGCUACGGACAGAAGAGCAUCCUGUACAGACUGAUGGAGCUCACCACGUCAUGAGUUUUUAAAGAUAAUACUGUUAAUAAAUGUUUUCCCUGGAGACAGACCUUCAGCACUUUGUCUUCUUUCAC
This is a messenger RNA of Larimichthys crocea (large yellow croaker), 1568 nucleotides long. RefSeq names its product SET domain containing 6, protein lysine methyltransferase (gene setd6). Gene Ontology annotation, biological process: peptidyl-lysine monomethylation. The transcript is spliced from 9 exons. Gene Ontology annotation, cellular component: nucleus. NCBI's taxonomy places the organism in Eukaryota, Metazoa, Chordata, Actinopteri, Sciaenidae. Gene Ontology annotation, molecular function: protein-lysine N-methyltransferase activity; protein binding. Bases 100 to 1497 code for a protein of 465 amino acids. The record is from RefSeq and is a predicted model, not a curated record.